CAAGACGCAAACAAAACGCCAAGAGAAUCAAUUACUUGGACUGGGCGUGUUUACAUUCCGCUAGAUUUCAAUAAUACCAUUUUCAGUUGUUCAUCAUAAACUCGCGUGUUUUAUUAUUCCUGAUCAGUACUUCAAAAAUGCGUGCUAAGGAUCUGAUUAUUCCAUUGCUAGUAUUUCUGGGAACAUUUGAAAAAGGUACAGCAAUUUGGUGCUACCGAUGCACGUCAGCUACACCAGGCUGUGGCGACAAAUUUAAUUGGCGUGGUAUAGGCUACCUGGGCGAUCCUUGCCCAGAAGACGAUGAUAUAUGCGUGAAAGUGAUCGAACGAAAAGGAACUACGGAAACUAUUACCCGGGACUGUUUGAGCGCAUUGCAAGGCUUUCGAACCGAUAUUCCAGCAGAUAAGUACGAAGGAUGCUAUAAAUCGGCCAAAGAUGAACAGUUGGCUCACUAUGUAAAUAAUUCAAUCAAACAGUUGGACGUACGACGUGAUUACUAUACUAGCACAACUUUUUGUUUCUGCUUUCUGGACCACCGGUGCAACAAAGCUCCUGGUAGACAAUCGCUCGUUUGGAUGAUGGGCGCAUCUGUGUUGGCAGGCCUCUUUUUUGCGCUUAGAUGGAAAAUGUUAUGAGCCGCUUCGGUUUUUAAAUUCAACUAACCAAGAAAUUAUAUUCUGGAACUUCUUGUCAAAGUAUGUUGAUCUAGUAGAUAACACAUCCGUCCAUUUUUUAUGUAUAGAAGUAUAAACCAACCCGUGCCUUAGAUACAUCAUUAGUCAUGUAAUUUUCUCGACCACGUCAAACUGUUUGCUAGUAAUAAAAUCAGACUAAAGAAGGAGUUAUUGCAACUUCCGGAGAAACAUUCCAAUAUAGAACAAGAAAAUCAAAAAUAUAACGAAACUAUUUUUAAGUAUGACAAAAAUAAAUUACUGAACUCAUUUUGAA
Malaya genurostris is the source of this 948-nucleotide messenger RNA. RefSeq lists its product as uncharacterized. Lineage: Eukaryota; Metazoa; Arthropoda; Insecta; Diptera; Culicidae. The record is from RefSeq and is a predicted model, not a curated record. The transcript is spliced from 3 exons. Gene Ontology annotation, biological process: positive regulation of voltage-gated potassium channel activity; regulation of synaptic transmission, cholinergic; sleep. The coding region runs from base 138 to 635 and encodes 165 amino acids.